AGCUGCUAAGGGCUGUGGCUGCCUCUGAAGGGAAGUGAUCCCUACUGGGUGACUGUAUGUUCUGCUACCUGGAUUUAGGAAGAACGUUGCAGAGAUUGGGCUCCCUGAGAGGCUGAGAUUCCGCUCACGUUUGUUCUGAUCCCACAUUACCUUUGUUCCCGGAUGCCUGGAGGCCCAGCGCCUGCGCUUCCGCCAUUUCCCCAGAGCAACAUAACAUCCCAGUGUUAGGGGAGUAACUGAGUAAGGAUCCGGGAACCACCGCCAGGACACAGGAAGCGCUAGCGAUAGUUUUUCUGGAUGUUAACUCUGUGGGCACGGAAAUUCUAGUGAUCCUUUUUACCUCGCCCACCCUUAUGGACUGCUACGCAAGAGGCAAUCAAUCAAUGCCUUUGCAGAGUGUUCAAUGGGUUCAUAAGUCCUUUAGAGGGGACUCCUAAGAGACCGUGAGUGAACUGAGAUUUGAUUAGUGCAUUGAUUGACAGUGACACCACUAAACCUCCCGAGUUCGUAGGCCUCUCCUUAGACUUCCAGGUCAUCGCUGGGCCACAGCGCUGCUAGAACCCGGGGUAGAACUCGCAGCCCAGUUUCGAGGAAAGUGCUGGAGAGGUGGGCGUGUAGGUGCAGCGCGCAGGUAGGUGAGCCCAGCGCCUCCUGGGCACCCACGGCCACUGCGAUCUCCCUCCGGCGCAGUUUGGGAAUGUUGUUAGAGUGCAGUCAGCUGGUUCAUCACGUGAAUGAUUAAAAGUUAUCUUGGGGAAGGAACUAGGGAAAGGAAGACUGGCUUUGGGAGAUGGGCUGUGAACUACAAAACCCAGCUUCUUGGGAGCUGCCUGUUCCUCUAACAGGAAGUGGAGCGUCACCCGCCCCACCUCCCUUAAUUUCCAGCUUCAGGCAUUCGCUUUGCAGGCGGUGUUUUUUUCCAGGUUGUUCCUCCAGCGAAUGAGACUGGCUGAGUGCACACUGCUGGGUUUGGGGGAGGGGUGAGAAGGAGCAAGGGAGAUGCCCAUUUCGUUUUAUGGUAACCAAACUGCAAGCAAAUAAAUCGGCUGGCCACACUGCAAUCUUCUGCACUGGAGUACUAAGAGAGCCUGUUCCUAUCAGUUGCUGAAGCCAUAAGGAAAAAUUCUUACCUCGAAUUUAUUAUAAUGAGGUGUUGCCACAUCUGCAAGCUUCCUGGAAGAGUGAUGGGGUUUCGAGUGCUUCGUUUCUCUUUGGUGAUCAUCCUUGUAUUACUACUAGUAGCUGGGGCUUUGACCACAUUGCUUCCUAACAUCAAAGAAGACAAGAUGCUUACAUUGAGGAGGGAAAUAAAAUCUCAGAGCAAGUCCACCCUGGAUUCCUUUACUCUCAUAAUGCAGACUUACAACAGAACAGAUCUUCUGUUGAGACUUCUAAAUCAUUAUCAAGCAGUACCACAUCUACACAAAGUAAUUGUGGUGUGGAACAAUGUUGGGGAGAAGGGACCAGAUGAAUUAUGGAAUUCUCUAGGGCCUCACCCUGUCCCUGUAAUCUUCAAGCUACAGACUACAAACAAGAUGAGAAACCGACUCCAGGUCUUUCCAGAACUGGAAACCAAUGCGGUGUUAAUGAUAGAUGAUGACACACUAAUUAGUGCUCAAGACCUUGCUUUUGCCUUCUCAGUUUGGCAGCAAUUUCCUGAUCAUAUUGUAGGAUUUGUUCCAAGAAAGCAUGUCUCUACUUCAUCGGGUAUCUACAGUUAUGGAGGUUUUGAACUACAAACACCAGGAUUUGGAAACGGUGACCAGUACUCAAUGGUGCUCAUUGGAGCCUCAUUCUUCAAUAGCAAAUACCUUGAACUCUUUCAAAGGCAACCUGCAGCUGUCCAUGCUUUGAUAGAUGAAACACAAAACUGUGAUGAUAUCGCCAUGAAUUUCCUUGUUGCCAGGCACAUUGGGAAGACUUCAGGGAUAUUUGUGAAACCUGUCAACAUGGGCAAUUUAGAAAAAGAAACCAAUGGUGGCUAUUCUGGGAUGUGGCAUCGAGCAGAGCACUUUCUGCAGCGGUCUUACUGUAUAAAUAAGCUUGUUAGUAUCUAUGAUAGCAUGCCCUUGAAGUAUUCCAACAUUAUGAUUUCUCAGUUUGGUUUUCCAUAUGCUAACCACAGAAGUAAAAUAUGAAAUUAAAGUGAACAACAGACAUUAAAGCCAUCUAGUAUGUGAGUAAAUUCUUUAUGCCAUUUUUAAAGCAACAUCAUGAACUUUUAUCAUCUCCAGAAGUCGUUACAAACAAACAAAAAAAAGUACAGUGCUUCUAGGAUGUAAAAUCCACAUAAACCUCAAAAGCUAAGAAGCCGGCAUUAUUUAGACAGGUCUUCUUGUGUGAAGCUUCAUCCAUGGAUAUAACUCCCUGGUCAGCAGUUUUAUUGUUUACAUUCUGAGACUGUUCCACAUGUCUUCCUGGCAUUUGCCUUAAGGACCUAUAGCAAGUGGUUUCCAGGAUUAGAAACUACAGAGAAGUAGUUCUCAGCAUUUUCAGUCAAGGGUGGUUUUAUGUGAAGCUUGAAAUGCCUCUGUUGCAAAAGCUUGUGGUGCCGGGGAAAGCCAUACAAGGAGGAAAUAGUCCCAAGCCUUGUAAAAAUAAAUAUAAAACUUGUGACAAUUAGUGCUUCCUUCUGAGCUUUACAACUAUAGCCUCUACCAAGCACUAAUUUAACCCAUCAUGGUUUUGUACAACCAUCAGUCCUUUUGUUUUUUGUUGCUAAGUCUGUUGUGACUGGGAGGGUUAACUUUAUUAACUGAAGAAUAUCUACAUGCUUGCUUGAUUUUUGUGAAAUUUUACUGCAUGGAGCACAAAAAAAGUGAGCUUGUGUUUCUGAUAUGCAACUUAUAUGUAUGCAACAAGGAGUAAAUGUGUUAUAAGAUUCAGGUAGUGCAUUCUGUCACUGAAACUAACCUGGAGUUGUACAUCAGUUAUUACAUUUUAUAUAAAAUGUGUAUUGGAAAAUGUAUAAACUGAUUCAUUUGAAAAAGUUGAGGAUUGUCAUAAAUUAAAACCCAUAGUUAAAUUACAAGAUCUUUAUUGUUAGAACUUGGAUUAUCUCGUAGAUAUCAAAGUUAUGUGCAUUAUAAAGUCAGUCUCUUGUACUCAGACUUUUUUACUUAAGAAAAAAAAUCCAAGCCAUUGUUCACCAUGAUGAAAUUUUGACUAUGCAUUCUAGAGUAGGAAAAAAAAAAAGAAGAAAACUGAGUCAUAGCAGAAUUCCCUAAGGAGACUGUAGCUAGUGGUUAAGUUGCCUGCUUUGUUUUAUAAAGUAGUGUCUGUUCCACA
Messenger RNA from Erinaceus europaeus (western European hedgehog), 3288 nucleotides. It is a transcript of the gene EXTL2, whose product is annotated as exostosin like glycosyltransferase 2. Gene Ontology annotation, cellular component: membrane. Bases 1146 to 2138 code for a protein of 330 amino acids. Gene Ontology annotation, molecular function: glycosyltransferase activity. The record is from RefSeq and is a predicted model, not a curated record. Lineage: Eukaryota; Metazoa; Chordata; Mammalia; Eulipotyphla; Erinaceidae. The transcript has 5 exons.